Molecule: messenger RNA, 3939 nt
Organism: Crotalus tigris (Tiger rattlesnake)
Lineage: Eukaryota; Metazoa; Chordata; Lepidosauria; Squamata; Viperidae
Gene: HOOK3
Product: hook microtubule tethering protein 3
Exons: 23
Coding region: 213-2375 (720 amino acids)
Biological process (GO): cytoplasmic microtubule organization; cytoskeleton-dependent intracellular transport
Cellular component (GO): cytoplasm; centrosome
Molecular function (GO): microtubule binding; dynein light intermediate chain binding
Source: RefSeq, a predicted model, not a curated record
ACGGAGCGGGCGGAUCCCGAAGGGACCUCGGUGACGUGUCUGCGUUACAGCUGCCCUGCCCGGCCCGGCGCGGCUGUGUGCCGGCUUGGGUUGGGGAGGAGAAGAAAGAAACGCGACGGCGAGAAGGCGGAGGUGUCACCGAAAGGCGCCUGUUAAAGCUCGGCUGCCCACCGCUGGAAGGGGGAAAUCCCGCCGCCCGCCCGCCCUGAAUCAUGUUCAACGUCGAGACUCUGGAGCGGGCCGAGCUCGGGGAGAGCUUGCUCACUUGGAUCCAGACAUUUAAUGUUGAAGCACCAUGCCAGACUGUAGAAGAUUUAACAAAUGGAGUUGUGAUGGCUCAAGUACUUCAAAAAAUAGAUCCAACAUAUUUUGAUGAAAAUUGGCUAAAUAGAAUAAAAAGAGAAGUAGGAGACAAUUGGAGAUUGAAGGUGAGCAAUCUGAAGAAAAUUUUAAAAGGAAUUUUGGAUUACAACCAUGAAAUUUUGGGGCAACAGAUUAAUGAUUUUAUCCUUCCUGAUGUUAAUUUGAUUGGGGAGCACUCUGAUGCAGCAGAGCUUGGAAGAAUGCUUCAGCUUAUUUUAGGCUGUGCUGUAAACUGUGAACAAAAACAAGAAUAUAUUCAGACCAUCAUGAUGAUGGAGGAAUCUGUUCAACAUGUGGUCAUGACAGCCAUUCAGGAGUUGAUGAGUAAAGAGUCUCCGGUCACUGCUGGAAAUGAUGGUUAUGUUGAUCUUGACCGUCAGUUGAAGAAAACAACGGAAGAAUUAAAUGAAGCCUUAGCAACCAAAGAAGAAAUUGCUCAGAGAUGCCAUGAACUAGAUAUGCAAGUUGCUGCUUUGCAGGAAGAGAAAAGUAGUUUGCUAGCAGAGAACCAGGUCUUAAUGGAACGCUUAAAUCAGUCUGAUUCCAUAGAAGAUCCAAACAGCCCAGCAGGACGUAGACAUCUACAGCUACAGACACAGUUGGAACAGCUCCAAGAGGAAACCUUUAGAUUAGAAGCAGCAAAGGAUGAUUAUAGAAUUCGUUGCGAAGAGUUAGAAAAGGAAAUUGCAGACUUGCGGCAACAAAAUGAAGAAUUAACAAAUCUGGCUGAAGAAGCUCAGUCACUGAAAGAUGAGAUGGAUGUAUUAAGGCACUCAUCCGAUAAAGUUGCCAAGUUAGAAAGCCAAGUAGAAUCGUACAAAAAGAAGCUAGAAGAUCUUGGGGAUCUACGGAGGCAAGUGAAACUUUUGGAAGAGAAAAACACAAUGUACAUGCAAAACACAGUGAGCUUGGAAGAAGAACUGAGGAAAGCCAAUGCAGCUCGCAGCCAAUUGGAAACAUAUAAGAGGCAGAUAGUUGAACUUCAAAACAGAUUGUCUGAAGAAUCCAAAAAAGCAGACAAACUAGAAUUCGAGUACAAGAUGCUGAAAGAAAAAGUAGAUAGUUUCCAAAAAGAAAAAGAUAGGCUAAGGACAGAGAGAGAUUCUUUAAAGGAAACCAUUGAAGAGAUUCGUUGUAUAAAAGCACAAGAAGGACAACUAACUACUUCAGGAUUAUUACCUUUGGAAGGUCAAGAAUCUUCUGACAGUUUAGCAGCAGAAAUUAUUACUCCAGAAAUAAAGGAAAAGCUUAUUCGCCUUCAACAUGAAAACAAAGUGCUAAAACUUAAACAGGAGGUGUCUGACAACGAGAGGGUUGCUUUGCUGCAGAGUCUCUUGGACGAUGCCAAUCUGAGAAAGAAUGAAUUAGAAACAGAGAACAGGCUUGUAAAUCAGAGAUUGCUUGAAGUACAGUCUCAGGUUGAAGAAUUACAGAAGUCUUUGCAGGAGCAAGGAUCAAAAGCUGAAGAUGCUAUUUCAGUCAUUCUGAAAAAGAAACUUGAUGAACAUCUUGAAAAGCUGCAUGAAGCUAACAAUGAGCUUCAGAAGAAACGGGCCAUCAUUGAAGAUUUAGAACCUCGUUAUAACAAUAGUUCACUCAAAAUAGAAGAAUUGCAAGAAGCUUUAUGUAAAAAAGAAGAAGACAUGAAGCAAAUGGAAGAACGAUACAAAAAAUAUUUGGAAAAGGCUAAAAGUGUCAUCCGUACUUUAGAUCCCAAACAGAACCAAGGUUCAGCACCUGAAAUUCAGGCACUGAAGAAUCAACUGCAGGAACGUGAGAGGAUGUUCCAUUCCUUAGAGAAAGAAUAUGAAAAGACAAAGAGUCAAAGAGAAAUGGAGGAGAGAUACAUUGUCAGUGCCUGGUACAAUAUGGGGAUGACUCUUCAUAAAAAAGCGGUAGAAGACAGACUUGCUAGUACUGGUUCAGGACAGUCUUUCCUAGCUAGACAAAGGCAAGCCACGAGCACAAGGAGAGCUUAUCCGGGCCAUGUCCAGCCAGCCACAGCAAGGUAGAAAGAGUCCUUGCCUUGCCUUUUGAAUGGAAGCCAUCCUGGAAUCAAGACCUACUUCUGUUAUAAGUGACUGCAUUUCAGGAAAACUUAGCCAGCAUUCUUUCAGUAUUGUCUCUUCAUGUCUCAUUUCCAGAAGAGGUUUUUUCUUUUUAACUUUCUUCUUUUCUGGAGUCUUCCUUUCGUCUUUUAAUGUGCCAAAAUGUUGAAAAAACACCUAAUGGAGGGUAUUAAUGGAAUUUUCCCAUAGCCUCUUUCAUAUGCAAUUGUCAUCUCUUAACAAAAACCCAAUAAUGGAUGAAAACAAAUUUAACUUGUCCCAUUGUUAAACGGUAUUGCAUUCUUCCCAAGGCUAUCAGUGUAUUGAAAGAAAUAUGCCUCUUUUCUUUUUCACACUAAUUUGAUUUGUUUGAAUUGGGUAAUGUAAUUUGCAACAGUGCUAUAUAGAAAAACGUGUAACAUUAUUUGCAAAGAUUAGAUAGACAUGCUGGCAGACAUUGUAAGAACCCGAUGAGACAUGUUCAUGAAAUUAUUUUAUGCUGCUCUUACUUUGUUUCCUUUGGUUUUAUCUGGUUGAUUGUUUAAAUGCUUUUAACCACUGCUGCUUUAAAAAAAUAUUGCCCUCCCAUUACUGAGGAGUGUUUUUGAUAGGACAGUAAGAAGGAUAAACCUAUUUGACAUUGGCACCGAUGUCUUCAGGUAGUCAAGAUAAUUCUGAUAUGUAAACUUGCUCACCUGUUGUGCUAUGUGCUAUUUCAUGCCUGUGCAGUUAUGGCUCUUUCAGAAGCAGGGUUAGUAUUUCUCUGAUUCUGCAAGUUAUGAAUUGUGGUUUCUGAGCUUAUGUUGACUUCUUAAGAAUAUUUCAAGAGCCUUGGCUCUUUGGUCAAAGGCAGGUAACAGUCCUGUUUUACUUUCUGAACUGAAAAUGCAUCUGGAUUUGAUCACCAUAUUUGUUUAGGUAUGGAUAUUAUUCCCCUCAUUUUUGUUAAUACAGUUAUAUCGUGCACAAUAAUUUUCUGACUUAAAAAUACUUGUUUUUAAUUCAUUACCGCCUAAGUACAUGAAAGGAGUUUUUGAAAUCCGCUCAUGUAAUGGUGAUAAAAAAUAAAAUGUGAUGCCAUUGGUCCUUCUGUAGUAUGGUUCCAGUAUUUGAUAAAGUAGACCAGAUGUCAUCCCAUCUGCAGAAAAAUCACUUAAUAAUCAAUGUAAGGCUAAUUUUCUUGAUAGGCUUUUACACUUAUAAGCAAAUUUACUAGAUCAGUGGUUCUCAACCUUCCUAAUGCUGCGACCCCCAACCAUGUGGUCGUAAGUCGAGGACUACCUGUAUUUCCCUGUAGGUGAGGCAGGAGGAGGCGCGCACGCUCCACCUCUCUCCUGCGGCUGGAGCACAUGCUGGGCAGGCCGAGGGUGCACGCAGGCCGUCGGCCGGCAACCGCCUCGGCCCAGGAGCGCCGCGCAUGCGUGGUGCCGCCCCCUGCGCCAGCCGAGGCGUAGCUGGCAAGCGGCAGCAAUGGCGCAGGCCGACCACCGACUGGGCCACCAGCUGGCCCAGCCCAAGGAAGGUAAGC